Orbicella faveolata is the source of this 5414-nucleotide messenger RNA. RefSeq names its product cleavage and polyadenylation specificity factor subunit 6-like. The record is from RefSeq and is a predicted model, not a curated record. Lineage: Eukaryota; Metazoa; Cnidaria; Anthozoa; Scleractinia; Merulinidae. Gene Ontology annotation, molecular function: RNA binding.
UUGACAAUCAUCAUUGUAUAUUCUUCUUUUUCUUUUUGAUUUUCGCUACCAUUUUAACUUUUUAAUUUUUUGUGAGGGCUACUUCCAAUAACUGAUUCAAAAACCGGGUUGGUUCCAAAAUUUCCUAAAGUUAACAGCAUAUCCCACAUGACCCCUUCCAGACUUUACUUAGGUAAGUUUGAAAGACUUGACCUGGUGUGCCAAGAAUUUUCCUUUAUCUCCUUUUUCACAAUGACAUCAUCUGCAAAAGCAGUUUGAUAAUACCAUUACAAUCUACAGCAGACAUCAACAGAUAUUGUGACUGUCAAAUCCAUAAAGAAGGUGAAUACAAUUCCAAAUAGUUGACAUUGUUAUUGUCAUGAACUCUGGACUGCUACCAAAGUAAUCUCUUGGGUUGGGCUAUUUUCCUGGGUGAAUAUUAAAGUGUUCUGCAGCCAUUUUAUGUGGGUUAUUUUUGUAGUUUUGAAAUGCCUCCUUUUUCAUACUGCCAACCAAAUAUGUUUUGUUGGGUAGAUUUUAAAAAGGUUCUGCAGCCAGAUCUGUAUUCUGCAGGCAACAUUUCCAAGCAAUCACCUUCGAUUGUUUACUGACUCUGUGUUACCUAUACUCACAGCUCUUUCUGCUAUUGAGUGACAAUGGAUAGCAGUGGGUUCUGGGCACGGGAUGCAAGGAAGAAUACAACAAACUUACAACAAAGAAAUCUGUUAAACAACAGAGAAAAAAUCUCAUUUGUGUUUGGUCGAUCUUUGUCAAAAAAAGUGUCUCGUGCAAAUUUUGUAAGAAAGAAAAAUAUUUUGUGAAAUAUUUUGUAAAAGGAGACAGAAAAAUAUUACAGAUAACUCUGUACCAUAGUAAAACAAUCACAAGAAAAAUGAAAAUAAAUAUUUUAUUGCCCUUUAUUUAAACAAUAACUUUAAUACAGAAUUUGUAAAAAUCUUUAAAUUAAACUCAACUGUAUUUUUGUUUAUUUUGUACAGUAGAAUGUUGUAUAUACUGGAUAAAUAUUUAAUUGAGAUUAAAUUAUAGUAAUUUAUAAAAAUAUUUAUAACUAACUUGUUGAAAAGAAAGAUACUAUUGUAUAGGCAGACUACUAUUGUAAGUUAUAGCAUUAUGUUUGACAGACAGUUUCCUGAGAACCAGAAACUCUGGGCAGAUGGAAUUAUAUUUGGAAAGUGUAUUGUAAAUGUGUAGCUAGUGUUCUGAUAAGAGAUGAAACUGCUAUUGUAAAUAACUUGGCAACGUUGUUCUCACAUUAUUUAUUCAAUGGUGAAAAAUGGACCUUCCAUCCUUAAAUUCUACUGUACAUAGGUUUCUCUCAACCAUUUAAGAUGCAACCAAAAAGGUUCCACAAAAGUCAGUGCUCAGGCAGAAAGCAAGAACACUAAUUAAUUUGCAAAAUUUUGUACAAUUAAAAACAUGCAUCUUGUUAUCUGCAAUUUGUAUGGGUAAUCACAUGAUUACAAGUGCAAUUUGGAAUAAUUAAGCACUAGUGAAUUUCUUAAAGGCUAACAAAGUUGCAUGAGCCUUGGCCAAUUUACAAAUAGUAUUUGAAAAAUUUACUAGUGCUUAUUUAUUCCAAAUUGCAAGAGAAUAAUCAUAUGAUUAUUUGUUAAUAAUGCACUUGAAACAAGAUUGUCUACACAUUGUUUCCUCAGUCAGGCAAUGUGCAUGGUGUUCUCAUACCUUCGAACAUUUCUGAAAAUAUUUGCAAAACUUCCAAAAAUGUUUGAAAGUCUUCAGCAAGCUUCAGAUGAUCUUCAGCACUCUUCAGAAAUCAUCGCAACUCUUCGCCAAUCUUCGGAGAUCUUUGGAAGGGUUAAGGUGAUUGUGAGAGAUGUUUGGGUGAUAUUUGUUGACGUUCAGAAGGGUUCAGGUAAUCCUAGGAAGUGCUCAGAGAGCAGCUAAUUGUCUUUGUCUAUCUUCGGAAGGCCUCUGGUGAACUUUGACCACCUUCGAAAAACGUAGGAUGAGCAUCGGUAGUCUUAGAGUGUCUCUGUAUUAACUUCGGAUAUCUUCAUUGUAAUUUGCACUCUUGUUUCAAAUUUGGACUGGUGUUACAUGAAAACUGCACCCCUUUUUAGCCAAUCAGAAUCGAGCAAUUUCUUCAAGUGCAUUAUUAAAUUUGCAAUGCACCAAGGUGUGAUUCAUACAUGUGCAUGAAAAUUGCAUGUAGGGAUGUAAGAGGUGUUGCUGUAAGCACAUGCAAUUCACAGUCCUUGCAAUGUUAUAUAAAUGCAAAAGAAUGACAGCUUCAGUACUUGCAGGGUAAAAAUCCAGCAACCUUUCUUAAUCUGUGGCAGAUGGCAACCUGUGGGUUGGUUUUCUUUGCAGUUUCACCUGGCCUCAUAUCAGUGGCAGUACAAUACAUGUUCCAAAAAUAAUUCCAGUGGCUUGUAGAUUUUCUGGUUUUUACUACUGUACAUGUAUGUAACAGGAAUAUUAUACAUGAGUGUAUUAAGCUUCACAGCACGCUUUACCCUAUAUGGUAAUCUGCCUUCCUUGCAAAGAGAGUAAUCUUGUAAGAUUUGGGGCUUGUUUCUGGUUGUAAAUUAAUGUGUAUUCAUGUAGUCUACUGUGGAAAUAAAUAUUCUGCCAUUACCAGUGUGAUACUAACAGUUUGAUGACUUAACCAUACCACGACUGUGUACUUUGAGAACAAUUAGCGUGACAAUGUGUGUGUUUCUUCGGUGGCCAUGGAUGUUAGGACAAACUCUGCUUUUUGACCGUUGCCAAAUGUUUUAGGAUCUCUUUGAUAAGUUGUGUCAGAUCUUACACAUUUCAUCACACGUUGAGGCAAUCAAAUUUAUCUUCUGGACUGUCUUUUUCGUGGGAUUCAUUUUUUAUCUCAUAUUCAUUAAUUUCUUUGUGGAACAAAGAUGUGAUCAGGAACGUUUCGUGACCGUAACAUGUAAAGUAAAGCACACCAGUUCACAAUUUAAGUUUUUUUGAGAUCAUAAAAAUAUCAGUGCAUUUACUCCCAGAAGAAGAUUCCUUGCGAAGCCCUCUUUUGAGAAAUUAUUUUGCAACAUAGCUAGGGUGUGUUUGACAAGAACUGAGUUCAUUAUCAAUCUCAAUUGCUCCACUUUAAAGUAGCCAUAUUGUCUACAGAUUUGGUUUGCUGUAACGAGGAUUUGUUUUAGAUUAUCUAUAACUAUACAUUUUUGCACUUACCAAAAGGCUUGACAGCCGUUACAUUUUGGGUUACUGACCAGUAAACGAUAUCUUGAUUGCAAAGAUUUCAACAUGGAAGAUACUGUCAUUGAAUAAUUUCACCAUCUCUUGUAUGGGUGUACAAGUACCUGUUGAAUGUCUAAAAUACAGACCUUUUUCAGUCAACUUUGUCAGUGCUUUUGACAACUACAAGAACAGGACUUUUGUUACAAGUGUGUUAUAAUAUAAAUCUACCAAGUGUACAAUGUAAUUGGGUAUUUCAAAGAAAGCAGUUAUUUGCCAGAGUGCUUGGUCCUUUCUAUACAAGUGAGUAUUGCUAUUGUGUUGGAUACCAUGAAUGGUGCGUUAGUUUUUACAUUGCCAUGUAAACAAAAAAUAUAUAUUUCAAGUAUGUUUGGCUCAACUCGUGUGACAUUUAAUAAUUCAAGGUAGGUAGGCAUUCCUCGAGAAAGAGGUCAAUUCAGGCAGAUUUUUUGCAGCUCACAUACACAAACUGGGAAACGCACAAAAUCAAAGUCACCAAUUUUGGAGCAUGUAAUAGAUUGAGAUAUCUGCCCAUGACCAUUAUUCCACAAAUUACUGGCUACUGGUAAUUGUGUUUUAUAAUUGACUUUUUGACUUACUUCUUUUCAUUUCUCAGCUUUGCAAUGAUCGAGCUUGGUUCUGACACUUCAGUUCAACUUGUCACAGAAAAAUUACCAAAAAUGGAGGUUCAUGGACAAUAUCCAGUUGUAACACCAGCAACUAAACAGUACUUACAGCAGUUUGAAGCUCAGUCGAGGAAAAAUAAUCCUGGCACUAUGGGAGGUUCACAUGCAGAGCAAGAUGGCCCAGGAUUUCAACAAGGCGGCAGAGGGUUUGGUUACAACCGUGGAGGUUUCAGAGGGCGUGGUGGAUUCCCUGUGCGCCCAGGAAUGGGACGAGGGUUUGAGCAUGGACCACCUCCAGGAGAGAUCCAUGGACAUGGGCGUGGAGGGCCCUGGAUGGGACCAGGCCAUAUGGGAAUCCCAAGACAUCCUGCUCCUGGAAUGCCACCUUUCCAUGGUGAACAUCCUCCUGCGUACUACCCAAUGGCACUCCCUCCCCCUGGGGAGAAGCCGCUUGGUCCAAUACCACCUCAGGCACCACCGCAACCCCCGCCACCUGGAGCUGGUUCUAUGCCAGAUCACAGAGGACCAGGCAUGGUUCCACCAUUCCCCAAGGCUCCUGUUGCACCGCAUGUGAACCCAGCAUUUUUUCCAGAAGGGCCACCACCAGAGACAUUCCUUGCAGCUGGGGGUGCUGGCGUAAGUCGUCAAAUGGACAUGAUGGCACAGUUUAUGCCGAGACCAGGUGAUGAUUUCAACGAGUCCAUGAAGAGAAAUCAGAUGCUUGCUAGCAGCGCCAUCAAACGAGCUAUGUCGGAUGCCAAUGCUGGCGACUACGAGAGUGGAAUUGAAACAUUGGUUGGAGCAAUAUCGCUUAUUAAACAGUCACCAACAGCUGCGGAAGAACGAUGCCAGGUGCUUGUUCAGUCGUUACAAGAUUGUCUUCAAGGACUGGAGUUACAGCUGCUAGAAAGAAGGUCGACGGGGAGUAAACAUCAUUUCAGCGACAAGGAUGACUACGAAGGCGAGCCGAGAGAAAAACGACACAGACGAAGACGGUCGCGGUCAAGAUCGCGUGACAGGAGCCGCAGGUCAAGAUCACGCGAGAAGCGCUCGAGAUCACGUGACCGAGAUCGUCACCGCCGAAGAUGAAAAGCCCCGUGUGAAGAAUGUUUUUUUAAGUCGUCUGAUGCUGUGGUCGAAACUACACUUUGUAACCCCAUGCUGUAUUCAGUCGUGUAAAUUCUGCUCCCUUGUAAGAUAGUGUAGUCUCUGAUCUUCGCCGGCGUUAUAUAGAUUGUCACGCAACGCUCCUCGCCACAAGCAAUGAUUGGGGAUAAACGUGGCGUGGCAACUCAUGCGAUGGCUGCGAAGGAGAUCGAAUGAUUCUCUGCCUUCUUUACGGCGCUCGUCUCGUUCACAAGCUGCCAAACUAGUGUUGUUUGACUGUUUUCCUUUUUGCUCCAUUUCCGAAGUGGUUAUAGCCUUUCGGAUAGUUGCUAGGAAUUUUUUGCUAACCUCUAGAGUCGUAAAUCACUUUUAAGAAACCCUUCAACGUGUCUCUAUUUCUCUGUUUAUAUACUAUUGGUUUGUGCACGAACUCUCCUUUUUUUUACCAGCCUUAUUUGAGGUUAAUAAAGAAAUGUAACUGAUAAA